ACGGACAUUGCGCCUCGCCGUCGGGACUUGGGUAUAAAGAAAGAUGGAGCCCAUCCCAAUCUUCAGGAUAGUGGUUCCGCACUGAACCUGGAUUCGGGACAGCAGGCAUCGUCGUCGUCGUCGUCAACAAAAUAAACAACAGCAAACGGUCUUUACAACCCAAAGGACGGGUUCCUCGCCACGUUGAAAGUAAUUGUUCACAUUCAAAAUUACAUAAAAUCUCUUGAUUUUCCUUACCAAGUAAUUCCUACGUCUCCACGAAACAAACAACCGCCACCCGCAACAGCAAUAAUGAAGACCUACGCCGUCCUCCUGUCCUUCGUCGCCCUGGCCGUCGCCCAGGCGGCGAACCCGGUUCCCCCUCCCGCCCCGGCGGCCGGAGACACCCCCGCCUGCGCCGAAGCCAAGAUCCUCGCUGCCGGCAUCGCGCUCAACAUCCAGAUCCAGCAACAGGAGGUCAACGGCCUCAACGCCGUCAUGCAGGCCCUGCAGGCGAACCCCCCCAACCCCCAGCAGUUCCAGACCGCCAAGUCGAACCUCCUGUCCUUCGUCAGCGACGGAAUCCAGGUCCGCCAGGCGAACCAGCUCAUCGCCCCGUCCGGAAACGGCGCCACCCAGGGGCUGGCUGUGGUUGCCAAUGCUCAGCUGAGCGAGCUCCAGAAGGUCGCCGGCCUCACCGGAAACCCCCAGCAGGACACGCCGGUCACCCAGUCACUCAUGAUGGACUUCACCGGCGGUAUCAAGAAGAACAUGGAGAACCAACAAGCUGCCGUUGUUGGUUGCUAAGGAGCGAGUUAUGCUAUAUCGGGUCAUCAUAAUGAAAAGCGACGACACAUUUGGGCAACGGCGUUUGGCGGAUUCGCCCGUAGCCCAUACUUCUUUCAUAAUUCAUCAUACCGCCAUGGUCGGGACUCGGGCGAAGUUGAUCCUCAGCGAGGUCUCGACCUGGGUUGGAGAGUGUGCCACCACCGUAGGUUUGCUUUAAAAGCCAAACAUCCGACCA
This is a messenger RNA of Colletotrichum destructivum, 1003 nucleotides long. RefSeq lists its product as uncharacterized. The record is from RefSeq and is a predicted model, not a curated record. Lineage: Eukaryota; Fungi; Ascomycota; Sordariomycetes; Glomerellales; Glomerellaceae. Bases 292 to 786 code for a protein of 164 amino acids. The transcript is spliced from 3 exons.